This is a messenger RNA of Anolis sagrei ordinatus, 3525 nucleotides long. RefSeq names its product family with sequence similarity 114 member A2 (gene FAM114A2). The record is from RefSeq and is a predicted model, not a curated record. Lineage: Eukaryota; Metazoa; Chordata; Lepidosauria; Squamata; Anolidae.
GGCAGGCCCGCUCUUUCCGUCCUUCUCUAUGGUCUGGCUGACUCGGCAGCGAUGUUGAUGUCUGGAGGGACGUGGCGGUGACAGAGAGGGGCUUCUUCGGGCGGAAAGGUGGAGGCGCCUCGACAGAGCCAGACAGAGCCUUAAGGUGCCACCGCCGCCGCCCCUGCUUCCAUUAGAUGAUAUGCUCUGGUCAUGUCCCAAAAGGAUGAUGAAUCUUUGAAAGAAGAUGCUUAUGAACCUGUUGAAAAUGACCAGAGGACAGAGGAAGCUGAGGCUACUGAGCCUGAUGGAGUGGAAACUGAGCCAGUGGCUAUGACACGGAAAAGACCUGAAGCCAAAACCUCUGAGCAUGUUGCUUCACAAGAGUCCCUGGGCCACAAAGAAAAGGAAUCCAGUUUAUCUGAUGGGUCACAAACAGGAUGGAACUAUUGGGGGAGUUGGGGGAAAUCAUUGCUCUCAACAGCUUCAGUUACAGUGGCUACCGUAGGUUAUGGCAUCUCAAAUGUCAUUGAAAAGGCAGAAACAUCUCUUGGGAUUCCAAACUCUACUGAAUUACAUUCUGAGGCCAAAGAUGCUACAGAAGAAAGCCAGCAUUUUGAAGAAGGUAACACUCACAAAGGAGAGGCUGAAAGUCUGUUGCCUAUAAGUGGUGCACUUGGAAUGCUUUCUACCCUUUCUGCUGCAGUUCAGAACACCGGAAAAACAGUUAUUAGCGGAAGUCUGGAUGCAUUAGAAUUUAUUGGGAAGAAGACUAUGGAUGUGAUUGCUGAAGGUGACCCUGGGUUCAAGAAAACGAAAGGCCUCAUGAAUAGAAAUUCUACACUUUCUCAGAUCUUGCGAGAGGCAAAAGAGAGAGAAGAACAACAACAGAUAUCCACGGAGGUUUCCAUGGCUACAGAGAAGAAAGCCCACUAUGGGCUAUUCUUUGAUGAGUUUCAGGGUCUUUCUCAUUUGGAAGCCUUAGAGAUGCUUUCAAGAGAGAGUGAAUCAAAGGUGAAGUCAGUUAUGAGCUCACUCUCUGGAGAGAAGUUAAAUACUUUAAAGGUGGAGGUGGAACAGCUGAAAGAAGCAUUUUCCUUAGCUGAAUUUUGUGAUGAUGAAGAGGAAGAAAAGAGAGAUGAGGAAGACUUCACAAAAGAAAUAACAGAUUUGUUUUUUGAACUACACAUCUCUACAAAGCCAACCAAACUGACCCAAGCAAGGAACUCUACUUGUGAAUUGGUUAAAAGCCUCAGAGUCCAGACUGUAAAAGCAGACAAACCGGAUGAAGAAGACGAGCAGGAGGACUCAGGAGAUGCUGGACAAGGGCAUAAAAAAUCAGUUGAGGAUAUUCAUACCCUUGCAAUUAGAAGCUUGGCAGAAUUGACAGCCUAUUCCAUUGAAGUAUUCCACAAAGCUGCUGAAUUGUUUCUUCAUGGUCAGAAAGAAGAGGUGCUAGCCGUAGAUCGAGCCAAAGCCCUUUCACAAAUGACCAUUGUGCUAUGUAAAGAAUUAUCAUCUCUUUCCAAGGACUUUGCUACCUGUUUAACAGCUGCAGGGAUGGAAGAGAAGGCAGAUGUCCUUAACCCUUUAAUCACUGGAGUAUUUUUGGAGGCUUCAAACAGCGCCUCUUACAUCCAAGAUGCCUUCCAGCUGCUCCUUCCCGUUCUUCAGAUCUCCCACAUCCAAAGUCGGACAGAGUUGACAAAAAUCUGACUGUACUAGAGCAGCACCCCUAGUCUUUUUGAAUGAUUACUCUCUGGUUCCACAAAAAUAAGGAGCAUGUAAUAAAGAGAUAACUUUGAUUUCUAGUUCCCACUGACCAAUAAUCAAAUGGCAAAUGUCUAUAACCUAUCUUAAGAAGAUAAAAUACAGACAAUAUAGCAAGCUUAGAAGUGUGGGAUGCUCAUGUUCUCUCUAUUACUGCUCCUGGUGUUUUGUUGAGAAAAUAAGGCAUUAAGCUCUUUGAUGGGAAGUUUAAAAAAAAAUAAAGAGCAAGAAUGCAUAUAUUUCUACACUCAUGGAAUCAAGGUGAAUUAUACAACAGGCAUGAUAAUUGUGUAAUCUGAUGAACCAUAUGCUCUUAGAAAGGCUACCUUAAGUUAAUUAUCAACUAAUCCAUGAUGAUAAUUACAGUAAAAAAAAGGUGUGGAGCAGUGUUCUUGUCGUGUCUAUACUUCAUUGACCCAUAGAGCCAAGGGAAGGAAGGUUGCAGCCCUGUGCAUAGUGAUCUGGGAAUAAACCUCAUCAGCUCGAGUGUGACUUGCUUCCAAGCAGAGUUAUGGUGAUUAAGUCAAAAGCCUGACUGGCUUAUGGCUUUUUUAGGCUUGACUGCUCAUUAAUGAAAGCUUACAGGUAAAUUGGGAAUUCUUAAAUCUAUUUAGAGGAAUGUAUUUCCAAGAUUUUAAAAAAAACAACAGACACUCCUUUGUGCAUAGAACAGAAGCUUGGACCUGAACUGGCUAAUGCAUUUUCAGUGUAGUUCUCUAGCAAUAAACAAAAAGAAUCUCAAGAGAUGUUUGCAUAAUUGAGUCGGGGAUUUAUUAAAACAGAAAGCUGGCAUAGCAAAAAUACAGAAUUAACAUGGUGUUUUGUUUCUCUUAGUCUAAUUUCAGGUGUUAAAAAAUUGAUCCCCAAAUUUACACUUGAUUCUUCAUAUGGUUUGCAGAAAACAGUUUCCCCCUUGUUCAGAAUUGCAAUUUGCAUCAUUGAGUUUCCCUCAGCCCUCAUUUUGGUGAUCCCACUUUUUUUUCAAAAGGAGUUCUAGAAUCAUUUUUAAAAACAAAACAACUUGUUUCAGAAAGUGUGACUACUUCCAUUUGUCUCCAAGGAUCAGGAAGGCCCUGACCCUUCAGAUGUUGGCAUCCAAUCCAUCAACUCAAGCUAGGCUUAGCCAAUGGUAAAGGGAAAUUAGUACAAUAGUUCAUCAUCAUCGGGAGUGCCUCAGAUUCCCUCUAUGAAUUAGAGGUAUAACCUAAUGAUGGAAUGGGGUUGUGUGAAUAUUUGCAUGGAAGGAAGAGUUGGACGGAGGUGAAUUGCAAGUUACUGCCACUUUUGGGAACAGAUUGAGCUUGUGAUUUUUUUGAUUAGGAUGGGCUUGUUGCAGUGUUUUAGCUCUGGUCUGAAUUUUCAGGCUCUUUGGUUUUUAAAGUCCUCCAAUUGGUAAAUCUGUUUACUACCAAAGUCUGGCCUAAAUUCAUUUGUUAGCAUCACCUAGAGUAGAGCCUUGCACCACUAGGAAUUUGCUAAGGAAGCAAAUCCCAUUGAUUUAGUGAAUCUACUCUAGCAAUUACAUUUAGCUCUCUUUUAUUAAGAAAAGCAGUAUUGGAACAACAUGUUUGAAAUUUGGCAACAAACAUGCUCAGUCUUGCACAGCAGGACAAAAAAAAUGCUCAGCUUUUGAUGUAUAGUAGAUCUUUUGGAAAGAUUUUUUUAAAGCAAAAGAUCUAUAUUUUGAAUAAAAAUGACAUUUGUGAGUAAAAUCUGCACUAUAUUAUAUAAUAAUGAUAAAUGGUCUGUAAUGUAAUAAAAAAAGUUUUGCAUUAA